Molecule: messenger RNA, 889 nt
Organism: Colletotrichum destructivum
Lineage: Eukaryota; Fungi; Ascomycota; Sordariomycetes; Glomerellales; Glomerellaceae
Product: Putative zinc-binding ribosomal protein
Exons: 3
Coding region: 107-574 (155 amino acids)
Biological process (GO): modification-dependent protein catabolic process; protein ubiquitination; translation
Cellular component (GO): cytoplasm; nucleus; ribosome
Molecular function (GO): protein tag activity; structural constituent of ribosome; ubiquitin protein ligase binding
Source: RefSeq, a predicted model, not a curated record
UCCCGUGCGCUGCGACCGAACGCCUUUUUAAUUUUCUCAUUCCCAUCCAACCCAACCCAUCUGAGGAUCUGCUUAGGAAGGCAAUAGACAUAUUGUCGAGGCAAUCAUGCAGAUCUUCGUGAAGACCCUCACGGGUAAGACUAUCACCCUUGAGGUGGAGUCUUCCGACACCAUCGACAAUGUCAAGUCCAAGAUCCAGGACAAGGAGGGCAUCCCCCCCGACCAGCAGCGCUUGAUCUUCGCCGGCAAGCAGCUCGAGGACGGCCGCACCCUCUCCGACUACAACAUCCAGAAGGAGUCCACCCUCCACCUGGUCCUGCGCCUGCGUGGUGGUAUGGCCAAGAAGCGCAAGAAGAAGGUCUACACCACCCCCAAGAAGAUCAAGCACAAGCGCAAGAAGACCAAGUUGGCCGUCCUCAAGUACUACAAGGUCGACUCCGAUGGCAAGAUUGAGCGUCUCCGCCGCGAGUGCCCCUCCGACACCUGCGGUGCCGGUGUUUUCAUGGCUGCCAUGAACGACCGCCAGUACUGCGGCCGCUGCCACCUCACCUACGUCUUCGACAAGAAGGAAUAAACUCCUUUCAACGGAUUCGUGGGUCGCGAUGGGAACGGAAUGGAACACAAAAAAUGACACUUUGGGAGGAUUCGGUUCAGGGUUAGCAUUCUAGUCGGCAGGAAGCCGCAACAAAAGGGGCGUUGAUGUAGCAUGCACGCAUCACUUGGCUGGCAAUGACGAAGCAAAAUUUUACGACACUUGACCCUCUCACACUGUUCUCCUUGAAUGCAUUGAGUUGUGACUAAACUUGGUAUGCGGUGUGAAGAUGUAAUCGUACUUUUGACGAUUCAAAGGAGAAGAAAACCCUUCAACAUUAUGAACAUGAUCUUUUCC